This is a messenger RNA of Cucurbita moschata (crookneck pumpkin), 1531 nucleotides long. RefSeq names its product CBS domain-containing protein CBSX5-like. The transcript is spliced from 2 exons. The record is from RefSeq and is a predicted model, not a curated record. Lineage: Eukaryota; Viridiplantae; Streptophyta; Magnoliopsida; Cucurbitales; Cucurbitaceae. The coding region runs from base 90 to 1271 and encodes 393 amino acids.
AUCUCCCUCAUUCUUUCUCUCUCUCUAGAAGCGUCUUCUUCAACCGCUGCUUCUUCUCCACUCUCUCUGUUCAUUUCUCCUCUUUGUGCAUGGCAGUGCGUUUGUUGGCUCAUGAGGUCUCUGAUAUAUGCCUUGGAAAGCCUGCAUUAAGGUCCAUCUCCGUCUCGGCUACACUCGCCGACGCCCUCUCUGCACUCAAGAGGCUUGGUGAAAACUACAUCAGUGUCUGGAACUGCGCCUGCCAUUCCUCCAAAUCCGGCUCCGGCGACGAUUGUCGAUGUGUCGGCAAGAUUUCCGUGGUCGAUGUUGUCUCAUUCCUCUGUAGAGAAGAGAAUCUCUCGCAACCUGCCGUCGCGCUUCAUUCCUCUAUUUCGGUUAUCAUUCCGGAGGUUCCUGUCAUCGUUAGGCAUUUGCAACCUCAUGCUAGCUUGGUGGAAGCUAUAGAUCUCCUCCUCGAAGGUACACAAAAUCUCGUAGUCCCAAUUCAAACUAGAACCUUCGCGAAGUCCAGAAAGAAGGUGCUUAAGGAAGUUGCUCCCUUCGACUGUACGCUUCACAAUAACCUUGAAUACUGUUGGCUCACCCAAGAGGACAUAAUCCGUUACCUCCUAAACUCUAUUGGGCUUUUCAGCCCCACCUCCAUAACCCCCAUUAAUUCCCUCAACGCCAUCGACACAGCCAACAUCCUCGCUAUACACUACGACGAUCCUGCUCUCUCUGCCCUGCCCCUCCUUUCACAAGCCAUCAUCCACCAAUCCGCCAUUGCAAUAGUCGACUCAGAUGGGAAGUUGAUUGGAGAAAUCUCACCCCUGACAUUGAAUUCUUGCGAUGAAACCGUAACUGCUGCAAUCGUUACACUCUCAGCAGGUGAAUUAAUGGCGUAUGUGGACUGUGGUGACCCGCCGGAGGAUUUGUUGCAGCUGGUCAAAGACAGGCUGGAGGAAAGAAACUUAGGGGCAUUGUUGGAGUGGGUGGAAGAAGACUCGGCAAUGUCAUCAUGUUCUUCAUUUUACUCAACUUCAUCAGAUGACGAUUCCGGUUCUAGCUUGGGACGGAGUGGAAAGUUUGGAAAGCCUUCAGCCAGGCAAGUGAGGAGCUCAGAGACUGCUGCGUGCAAUCCCCGGAGUUCAUUGGUGGCAGUGAUGAUUCAAGCGCUUGCACAUCGUGUGCCGUAUUUGUGGGUGGUCGAAGACGAUGGAAGAUUGGUUGGCAUAAUCACGUUUGUGUCGAUGUUGAAGGUUUUCCGCGAGCGUUUGAAAUCAAUGUGUUAAAAAGGCCUCAGCAAGAGCUUGCUUUUAUCUUAAGCCUAAACUAUAAUUACUGCGUCUUCGUGUGGGGUGUGUUUUGAACUCAGUUAUGUUAUCUUGCUCUCUUUAUUUUGAAGUAUAAUGUUAAUUCGUAACAAGCACAGACCGACUCUUUCUUCAUGUCUUUCCCAAGUCCAGUGCAAGUCUUGUAGCUUCUCUACUGGAUAAACUUCUUUGUCUACUGCAACUGAAAUUUGGGCUAAUUGAUUGGGUAUCGUUUGAAA